AUGUCAUUCUGGCCAUUUGGACCGCAGAGUCCUAGGAAAUCCAAUAUUGAUUACAUACUAAAUGAUUAUUUUGAUUUGUUAAGGCGUUUGGAGGCGUUGGAUAGUAAUGUUGUACCGUCUGAAAAUAUGUCUUCAAAAUUUUCAGAAAUUAAUAGUAAUAGUAAUACUGAUAUGAGAUCUGUAUUGUUACAUGGUACAGAUAGUAACAGAAUUACUCCGGUAGAUACUAAAAGUUUGAAAAAUGAUAAGAUAUCUAUGCUAAAGUCGAGCAAUAUCAAUGAGGAUGAUUAUAGUAAUGAUGUUAUUAAUAACGAUGACAGUGAUUAUAUUUAUGAUUUAAGUAAGAUUAAUUCGUUGAGAAUUGAAGAUAUUAUGUCUUAUAACAAUAGCAGUGACAUUGUUAUUAACAAUAAAAUGGAUUUGACUGUAUCUCCUUCAAAAAGCAGUAUUUCAUCACUGUUAUUUUUUUCUAGUAAUGAUUCUUUUAAUAAUAAAAAUAAUGGUAACAGUACUAGUAAUAACAUACAGUUGUGGUUAAAAUUAAAUAGUAGUUUUAUUGAUAAAGUAUUGAGAGAAGAUAAUUUGAUAGAUGAAUUGAUUUCUUUAUCAUCAAUUAGGAAUAGUAAUAGUGAUUCUGAUGAUAUUGUGAAUGUUAAUAAUAGUCGAUUGAUUGAUUUUCUGUGUUUAGGUUAUUUCUUUGAUGAAAAUACGGGAUUGAUAGUUCAUCAUAUUGACUAUUUAAUUGAUAAGCUACUAUGGUGUCUAGAUAACAUUGGUAAAGAGACGUUUCUAGAGAGAAAUAAACCCAACUUUAAUAAUUUGGAUGAUUAUUUAGGAACUAUGGAUGAGUCUACAAAUUUUAAUAAUAGUAAUAAUAUUCCAAUUUUGCAAAAUACUAUAAACAGCAUUUUUCCAAUAGAUAAUUACAAAACACAUAAUGAUAAUAAUUCAUAUAGUCCGUUACUGUUGGCUACUUGUAUCUCUGACAUCUUGUCUCAAGGUGGAAUAUGGUUGAUUACUGAAUUAGUGGUUAAAUCGAAGGAAAGAUUAAUAAAACUGUGGUCUAUUUUGAAUCAACAAAACUGCCAGUAUGAAAGAUCACCGCAUCUGUCAAUAUUUUUGAAAAUUCAUGAAACCUUAUUAUUUUCACGGCAAACAGACUAUUUAAAUUUUAUUAGAAAUUUGCCUAGCUUGGUUGAUGAUAUAUUGAGACAUAAUAAUAUACCAAUCCUUUUGGACUUUCUAUUAAAAAUUAUUUCUACUGAUAAACCGGAUUGUCCAACUGGUAUAAUCGAUACAGUUCAUGAUCAAAAUUUGAUUCCUAAAUGUUUGGAAUUUUUUGAUAAUAAUAAAUAUUCAGGAUCUAUUCAAACAUGUAUCACAGAUUUUUUAAAGAUGUUAGUAGAAAUCUCCUCAAAUAUUCCAAUAGAUGAUUUCAGCAUUGGCCCAAACAAGUUAACUAGACAAUUAUGUUCAUCAAAGAUUACUAGUGACUUAGUAGAUAUCAUAUUACGGGAAGGUGGUAGUGCGUUAUGUAAUAUUGUUACUAUUAUUAUCGAACUAAUAAGAAAGAAUAAUACAGAUUAUGAUAAACUAUAUACUGAUGAAGCAUUUUUAGACAUUAACAGAACAGUAUCUGAAAGAGAUCCCGUUUAUUUAGGGGAUCUGUUACAAUCAUUUACGGAAAGAUUACCUGAACUCAUUAAACCACUUAAGCAGGAUCUAGUUGAAUCACAUAAUUUUGUACAUACAAGAAAUAAUACAAAAUAUAUUCCAAUUGGAAUGGUUAAACUUAGGAUAUUAGAAUUGAUAGCUGAAUUAAUACAUUGUUCAAAUAUGACAUCUCUGAAUUUGCAUAUUUCAAAACAUUUUUCAUUAAAAAUUAAUCAAGAUCGCUCCUUAAUAGAGAAAAAUUUGCUAGAAUCACAAAAUGAUAAUAAUAAUUUCUAUAUUAUGAACAAUGAGAAUAGUUCAAAAACUAUGAUUGAUAUGGUUGGGUCAAUAUCGGACACUGAAUCCAAUAAAGUUAAUUUUGAAGAAACUAAUAGACCAUAUUGUAUUACAGAAAUUUCAAUUCAAUUAGAUGUAUUGUUGCGGGAAAAUGCCAUGGUGGGAGAUCAAUUUAAGAUAAAAUUAUUUGACCAAAACUUUUUACCUAAAUUAAUUUCUACAUUAUUAAAAUGCCCGUGGAAUAAUAUGUUUCAUAAUGUAAUAUUUGAUAUUAUACAACAAAUAUUAAAUGGAAGAAUCGAUUCUUCAUCAUAUAAUGUAUUCUUAAUUUAUUCACUUUUUUUCCCAAAAGAAGCUCUCACAUAUAUUGAAAAGGAUUCUGACAAUGGUUCUGUCUACAGUUUAUUUCAAAAUUGUACAUCUCCUUCUAUAGUUGAUACUAUUAUUGAAGGUUACAAACAAAACUACAAGUUUUAUAAAAGUAAUAAUAAUGCAUUAGGAUAUAUGGGACAUCUUGUUAUUAUUACAGAAGAAGUGUUGAAAUUUUUACAAGAAAGUGAAAUUUCAAAGAUUUUUUUAAACUUUAAAAGGAUCUCCAAUAAUGAAAGUUGGAAUUACCUGGUGAAUGUUUUAUUAAUUGAUAUGAGAGUGAUGUAUUCGGGAAUACUUGGCGGUAGUAAUUAUAUGGAUGAUGGUAAUGGAAAUUUACUUCCUCAAAUACCUAUAUCAUCUUCAUCUAUGAUAACAGACGGAUCUAAUAUCGUUAACACACAAAUUGAAAAUGACAUUAUUGACAAAGUAUCAGGUGUAGGUAGUGAAAAAGGGAACAAAUUAGAUGAUAUGAUGACUGAAUCACAAUUUUAUGAUAAGAUUAAGAAAUUGUUUAUUAUUGAUCAAGAAGUAAGCAAUGAAUAA
Molecule: messenger RNA, 2865 nt
Organism: Arxiozyma heterogenica
Lineage: Eukaryota; Fungi; Ascomycota; Saccharomycetes; Saccharomycetales; Saccharomycetaceae
Gene: SAP4
Product: Sap4p
Exons: 1
Coding region: 1-2865 (954 amino acids)
Cellular component (GO): nucleus; cytosol
Molecular function (GO): protein phosphatase regulator activity; protein phosphatase binding
Source: RefSeq, a predicted model, not a curated record